GAUUAAGGUGAAGUCACCUGGCGUGAAUCAGAUCCCAAACUGGAUCUUAUGGCUUGAGAUGUUCUUUGGGGAUUGCUUUUACAAGCUCAUUACUGUAUCUUCCCUCAAAAGUGACAAGACAGGAACUCGAAUCUGGGACCUCUAAGCUCGAUAAAGUACUUGUAUAUUACAUCUUAACCCGUGAGUGAUUGUAAAUCAUUGUGCAAUAAGAAUUCAGAGUUCCAGACUGAAAGUAAUGUGGGAAAGAUCGUGUUCAGGAAAAGGUUUCAGUUUCUCUGUGAAGCAAGCAUGAUACUCCACCUAUUUCCUGAAAAUUAAAAUUGAGCUGGGAUUAGGACUGUGUGUAUGCUGGGAGCACAUCAGCCCCCAAACAAGAAAGAUGAAACCGACAGUGUAUUCUUUGGCCAAAUGAAGUUGGCAGAAAGGGAGAAGUUGCCUAGAAGGAAAGUGUGACAAUAUUAGAAAGUAAAUUAAAUGUGAAGAAAACGGAAUGAGAUCAACAAGAGGACAUUAUUCGCGUUUAACUAAAACUAAUUGCAUCCACAACCAACCAGGAUAAUUAAUGGCUACAGAAGCCAGGUCCUUCUGAAGAAUGCUGGGUGAAGAGGGAGCAGAUUAUUGUUCCUUUACAGUUCUUAUACUUGUACAUUAGGAAGGUGCCACCCACUAAAGACCCGGAUGCAGAGUCUACAGCCUGACCCAGCUGCCCGCUAUCGAAAUGUGUUGGAGGCCCUCUGGAGGAUUAUAAGAACGGAGGGCCUAUGGAGGCCCAUGCGGGGGCUGAACGUCACAGCAACAGGCGCAGGGCCUGCCCAUGCCCUCUAUUUUGCCUGCUACGAAAAGUUAAAAAAGACAUUGAGUGAUGUAAUCCACCCUGGGGGCAAUAGCCAUAUUGCCAAUGGUGCAGCUGGAUGUGUGGCAACAUUACUUCAUGAUGCAGCCAUGAAUCCAGCAGAAGUGGUCAAGCAGAGGAUGCAGAUGUACAACUCACCAUACCACCGGGUGACAGACUGUGUACGGGCAGUGUGGCAAAAUGAAGGGGCCGGGGCCUUUUACCGCAGCUACACCACCCAGCUAACCAUGAACGUUCCCUUCCAAGCCAUUCACUUCAUGACCUAUGAAUUCCUGCAGGAGCACUUUAACCCCCAGAGACGGUACAACCCUAGCUCCCAUGUCCUUUCUGGAGCCUGUGCAGGAGCUGUAGCUGCCGCUGCCACAACCCCACUGGACGUUUGCAAAACACUGCUCAACACCCAGGAAUCUUUGGCUUUGAACUCAAACAUUACAGGACAUAUCACAGGCAUGGCUAGUGCCUUCAGGACGGUAUAUCAAGUAGGUGGGGUGACCGCCUACUUCCGAGGAGUACAGGCCAGAGUAAUUUACCAGAUCCCUUCCACAGCCAUUGCAUGGUCUGUGUAUGAGUUCUUCAAAUACCUAAUCACUAAACAGCAAGAAGAGUGGAGGGCAGGCAAGUGAAGUAGCACCGAAUGAAGCUAGGGGUUCAGACAAUAUUGCUGCAUCCUGCCCACUCCAGCCACAUUCUCUGUCUCCCGGCAUGUUGCAGCCUUGAGUGGAGGUGGAAGAAAGGUAGAGGGCUCUCCCCAGGCUAUUGGUGUUUUGGCUAACACCAGUUUCUGCCAACCUCUGUGGCCGCCACCUUUCCUUCCAGGCCCUACGCAGUGCAGCCAAGCACACUACAACACCUUUGACCACCUGUCUUCACCCUGGGCCUGAUGACCUGUUCUAGACUGUUAUAGAGGGAUAAGCAGCUCAUUCCCCUGGUUUCUAAUAAAAAGCCUUUAAGUUAAA
Cynocephalus volans (Philippine flying lemur) is the source of this 1809-nucleotide messenger RNA. It is a transcript of the gene SLC25A28, whose product is annotated as solute carrier family 25 member 28. The coding region runs from base 679 to 1476 and encodes 265 amino acids. Gene Ontology annotation, biological process: iron import into the mitochondrion. Gene Ontology annotation, cellular component: mitochondrial membrane. The transcript has 4 exons. NCBI's taxonomy places the organism in Eukaryota, Metazoa, Chordata, Mammalia, Dermoptera, Cynocephalidae. Gene Ontology annotation, molecular function: ferrous iron transmembrane transporter activity. The record is from RefSeq and is a predicted model, not a curated record.